Mugil cephalus (flathead mullet) is the source of this 2011-nucleotide messenger RNA. RefSeq names its product chaperonin containing TCP1, subunit 6A (zeta 1) (gene cct6a). NCBI's taxonomy places the organism in Eukaryota, Metazoa, Chordata, Actinopteri, Mugiliformes, Mugilidae. Gene Ontology annotation, cellular component: chaperonin-containing T-complex. Gene Ontology annotation, molecular function: ATP-dependent protein folding chaperone; ATP hydrolysis activity; ATP binding. The transcript is spliced from 13 exons. Gene Ontology annotation, biological process: protein folding. Bases 97 to 1692 code for a protein of 531 amino acids. The record is from RefSeq and is a predicted model, not a curated record.
UUCUGGAAACCGACCCUCCUUUCUAGAGCCUCCCAGGCCGAGUAGUGCGGACUUUCAGCGGCGAGACUUUCUAUUUUCACUCCGCCGGUAGUCGCCAUGUCCGCCAUAAAAUCUCUGAACCCAAAAGCCGAGGUGGCCAGGGCCCAGGCCGCCCUGUCAGUUAACAUCAGUGCCGCCCGGGGGCUCCAGGACGUGCUGAAAAGUAACCUGGGACCGAAGGGGACCAUGAAAAUGUUGGUGUCUGGUUCAGGGGAUAUAAAGCUGACCAAAGAUGGAAACGUCUUGUUGCAUGAGAUGCAAAUUCAGCACCCAACAGCAUCGCUGAUAGCCAAGGUUGCCACGGCGCAGGAUGACAUUACAGGAGACGGGACCACCUCCAAUGUUCUCAUUAUUGGGGAACUGCUGAAACAGGCUGACCUUUACGUGUCAGAGGGUCUUCAUCCCAGAAUCAUCGCUGAGGGCUUUGAGGCAGCAAAAGAAAAAGCCUUGGCUGUGCUGGAGGACUUGAAGGUGACACGGGAAAUGGACAGAGAAAUCCUCAUCGAUGUUGCACGCACCUCCCUCAGGACCAAGGUCCAUGCAGAGCUGGCAGACCUGCUCACUGAGGCUGUAGUAGAUGCUGUGCUCGCCAUUAAUAAGCCCAAUGAACCUAUCGACUUGUACAUGGUUGAAAUCAUGGAGAUGAAGCACAAGACCGACUGCGACACCCAAUUGAUCAGAGGUUUGGUCUUGGACCACGGUGCCCGACACCCAGACAUGAAGAAGAGGGUGGAGGAUGCUUACGUGCUGACGUGCAACGUCUCUUUGGAGUACGAAAAGACAGAGGUCAACUCUGGCUUCUUCUACAAGAGCGCUGGGGAGAGGGAGAAGCUCGUGGCAGCAGAGAGGAAGUUCAUUGAGGAUCGUGUGCAGAAGAUCAUUGCCCUGAAGAACCAAGUCUGUGCCAGUGGGGAGAAAGGUUUUGUCGUCAUUAACCAGAAGGGUAUUGACCCAUUGUCCCUGGAUGCCCUUGCCAAGGAAGGUAUUGUUGCCCUGCGCAGGGCAAAGAGGAGGAACAUGGAGAGACUCACCCUUGCUUGUGGCGGCAUUGCCAUGAACUCAGUGGAUGACCUCACACCUGAGUGCUUGGGACAAGCUGGGCUGGUCUAUGAACACACACUGGGAGAGGAGAAGUACACAUUCAUUGAGAAGUGUGGCAACCCUCGCUCCGUUACCCUGCUGGUGAAGGGACCCAACAAACACACCCUCACACAGAUCAAAGAUGCCAUAAGGGAUGGUCUGCGGGCAGUCAAGAACGCCAUUGAAGAUGGUUGUGUCGUGUCCGGCGCUGGUGCGUUCGAGGUUGCUGUGGCAGAUGCUCUGGUAAAACACAAGCCCAAUGUUAAAGGUAGAGCCCAGCUCGGAGUCCAGGCGUUUGCAGAUGCUCUCCUGGUCAUCCCCAAGGUUUUAGCCCAGAACUCUGGCUAUGACCCCCAGGAGACCCUGCUGAAGCUGCAGACAGAGUACAAAGAGUCUGGUCAGCUAGUUGGUGUUGACCUUAGCACAGGGGAACCAAUGGUGGCAGGAGACGCAGGUGUAUGGGACAAUUACAGCGUCAAGAAACAGCUUCUCCAUUCAUGCACGGUGAUUGCCAGCAACAUCUUGUUGGUGGAUGAGAUCAUGCGAGCUGGAAUGUCUUCUCUCAAAGGUUAAAGGUCAACUGAAGAACGUGCAGCUGUUUUCAUACUCGCAGGGAUAGUUGUUUACCUGACGGGUCAGUCAACGUGUUCCCGCUCUUGGCACUCAGAAGAACCCCAGUCUGAUGGACAGCUUGCUGUAACCUCCCACAGCAUCCAUCACAUCGUCUGUCAGAAUCACUCGUUAUGCUAGUCAUGAGUCAUUUUUUUUCAUGGAUUUGUCAAUGCCUCCCUCCAAAAUGAUUAGUUUAUUUAUGAGAUUUUGUUAAAAAAAGCACUGUCCUCUACCACUCGGUUUUGUUUCCAUUCAUUAAAGGUUUUCUUGGCUCUGAAAA